AUGUUUCUCAGUGUAUUGUUUUUAACAUUCUUAGCAAAUUUAACGAACGCUUCAACGUUAUCAUCAUGGGGUGCUUUAAGGAACUUUCCUUCGGACGAGGAAUGUUUGAAUUAUACAGUAUACCCGGUGCAAUACGACUUAAUAAUAUAUCCCCACAUUUUAAUAAACGCAGGCUCGUACUACGAUUGUCAACUGACAGUGAUGGUGUUCGCAAAUGCUCCAAAUAUCAGAGUUAUUGAAAUGGACGCUCAUGAUAUGAAUGUUUCACAUGCAAGUGUUUCGUUUGCGGGUACGGAGAUUGCGACUAGGUUUGAACAUAGAGGCGGCAAAUUAUUAAUUUACUUAAAUCAACCGUUGGAGUACAGUGUUCAUAAAUAUCUGUAUCAAAUAAAUAUAACAUAUAGGAAGUAUUUGAGAACUGAUACCGAAGGGGUUUUCAUUGUGCCUUACGACCACGAUGGGACGAAGUAUCUCUUCGUAACUCGUCCCUCGCCGGACCGAGCGAAGUACUUCGUUCCCUGUUUCGACAACCCGCGUUUCGAGUCUGUAUUCAAGAUCAAGGUGAUCAUGACCAACAGCGCCCGUUACCAGCGCGCCAAUACCAGUCUCACUAUUGCUUCGGAGAACACCAAACUAGAUGAUCAUGGCAACAGAGUCAUUAUAGACUAUCUUCCAUCAUCACAAAUUAAACUACACCAGCUGGGCUUCCAUUAUUCAGAUUACUCCUACAUAUCCGUCUCCAGCACUAGAACCAAUGACACUGUCUUCAUUUGGGCCCCUAAAAAUAAAUUAAGGGCCCAUAACUUUAUCUUGCGUUACACUGACAAGAUGCUAAAGCUGAUACACGAAUACGCCAACGAUAAUAGACCUUUGGUUCUUGGACCUAUCAAUAUUGUCUCAGUUCCAAGUAGACUGGAUGGAUAUGAAAUUGGAAGCUGGAAUCUUUUAACUAAUGACGAGGUACAUUUAAUGCACGUCGAUGAAUUUACAAGCAUCAAGCAAAAGGAGCGGAUGACCUUUGAGCUCGUGCAACAAUUGAGCAGGAUUUGGCUUGGAAACCCCGGUGAAUCCCAACCGUCUAUGUGGAGAGAAGAGUGGUUCAAAGAGGGACUGGCAACUUAUUUGGCUUACUAUUUUUGGACUCAGUACCAGCAAAAUGGUCAAUCCUUGCAACAUGCCGUGCCCAUCCGUCACCACGGACUCCACAUGAGAUUUAAAGCCAUGCAGGAAGACAGUUAUUAUAGCGUACCAGCACUGACUUCCUUCAAUCAUACUCUCAUGAUUGAACACGGUCUUCGAUACAGAACUUUGAUAGCGCAUAAAACUGCUUCUUUACUUUGGAUGCUUGAAGACUGGAUUGGUUCCGACAAGUUUCAUAAGGCUUUAGUUAAAUAUGUUAACUUAAGACGUGGUAAAGCAAUGAGUUUCCUAGGAUUCUUGGAAUUUUUAGACCAAGAGGCAGUGGAGUGUAUGAAACUUUUGAACGGUACUUUAGCAUCUACCACCAUGAGUACUUGGUUCAGCGAGGCUGGUUAUCCCGUACUUAAUGUCAAUGUAUUUAGGGACCGGAAUCCUGAAGUAAUUCAAUUGAAACAGCAACGCUUCAACUUCAACCACAAUCAUCGCUUCGACUCUCAUUUCCUGAUCCCGAUUUCAUAUAUAGUGCAGAAUAAACAAAAUUGUAUAAAUUGUGACGAAGCAAGACUUCUAGUGAGGAGUCAAACUUAUACCUUCGAAGAAAGUCUUACUGGAGGCUGGAUCAUUUUCAACAGAAAUGCUUCUGGUUACUAUCGCGUCAAUUACGAUAGCUACACAUGGCAGCUUAUUGCGAAAACUUUAAAGGAAAAUUAUCGUGCAGUUGAUGAGCAAAACAGAGCACAGAUAGUGGACGAUGUAUUUGCUCUGUACAUGGCGGGAGACAUAGACCUGUUUCAAGCGGAGCAAAUUCUGGACUAUUUGGACCAGGAGACAAGUGCUAUUGUUUGGGACGCCGUUCUCAACGGUUAUCAAAUGCUAAAGGAGAAAGAGGCUAAUCGCCAUUUGGACAGAUAUUUGUAUGAAUAUUGGCAGAAAUUCAUGGAGGAAAAAGUAAGCAAAACAUACCACCGUCUAAGAAAUGAAAUAGAGCAACAGGCUUCAGCUCGGAUAUUCCGAAGCAAGGUCACCGAGCUAGCGUGUGCUAUAUUACUACCAGAAUGCAUCCAAGAUAUGCUCGCCGAUAAUCGUGGACAUCAAUUGCAAAGGAAAAAAUGGGAUGCCGACACUCGUGAAACUUGUUUCCAAGUGCUUUAUGAUAAAGACAGAAACUUCGAAAAAUACGCUUUUAACUCCUUCGAAGCAGAAGAAAAGGUUAUCGCUGAGAGAAAACAGAGAAAUGAACGUUUAUUCUGGAACGGGCUACCUCAGGGUACUCCUAUAGCGAAGCCAUACGUGUCCUCUUCGCCAGUGCCUACAAUUUGUACAACCUGUACAACCAUCACAAGCGCUCUUGAGCAUCCAACAACGCAGCCUACGGGAUAUGCUACUAAGACAGCAUCACCGGUGAGCUUCGCUACCCUAUUUGUAACCAUCGUAGCCAUACUCAUUGCCACAGUGAGAUAAUGAAAGUAACGAACGAAAAUUCGAAAAUACUCUUUUAAUCAGCCAAUUUUCAGCACACGUAGUAAGUGACGGGACAAACAAGUCGUGCGCCUGGUGGUAAGCGACACGCAUAUCCAUAACAUAAUUGUAUGUCAGUGAUAGUUUUUGUGUUCAUUUUUGUACCAAAUUGAACAGCGCUAUGUAUUUAACACAUAACAUUUGAUUUGUUACUAAUCGUUGAAACUUUUACACCAGCAUAUUUCCCUAUGUACUGAAUAAUCAAUGUAAACAUAGUACCUCUUUUUAGACAAGUAUUGUGAAUGAUGUGUGACAAACUAGUGGCUGAUCGUUAACAUGACAAUUUUCAAUACCAUAUUAUUAUUGAUUAUGCCUUUAGGUGAUUUUACCUCUCAUAAAGGAUCUUUAAGUCCAUAAUCGAGUUCUUAAGGUGCGUCUACGCUUACGAGCCGAGCACGAGCCGAACACGAGCUGAGCACGAAUUCGUGUAGUGUGGACUGACCUACGAGGCUCGAACGAGCGCGCGCCGACCGUUCGGAUCGUGCUCAAUUGCGUUCCGCCAAUUGUCGGUUUUUUGACAAACACAAAAGCAUUUGCAUCGCACUCGCAGUGCGCUCGUAGACGUGUUUAGUGAUAGACGCUUCGCUCGAGCCGACCAUCAUGGACACGUGGUCAGAAGAAGUUUGUUCGCAAAAAUAAUCCACUCGUCUUGGCCCUAAUAUAACAUAAUAUAAUAUAAUAAUUGCUGCAGCAGCUGCUGCAUUAGCUAAAUUGUCCAUGUUUGCCACGGGUCGCGUGCACACUGCGGAAAGCUACGUCGAUCACUGUCCUCGAGGACAGUGAUCGAUGGAGGCUCAUUGUGCGUCCACACUUGAUGACGUAGAUAUGUAGACGCACCUUUAGGUUUUCGCGAUUGUGUAAACAUAUGAUUUUUCUGAUCUAAAUCGCGUAUAUUUGUUUAUUCAAACAUCGCAACUUUUAGGCCCUUUACAGGUCUCAAAUC
This is a messenger RNA of Hyposmocoma kahamanoa, 3601 nucleotides long. RefSeq names its product membrane alanyl aminopeptidase-like. The record is from RefSeq and is a predicted model, not a curated record. Gene Ontology annotation, biological process: peptide catabolic process; proteolysis. Gene Ontology annotation, cellular component: cytoplasm. Bases 1 to 2601 code for a protein of 866 amino acids. NCBI's taxonomy places the organism in Eukaryota, Metazoa, Arthropoda, Insecta, Lepidoptera, Cosmopterigidae. Gene Ontology annotation, molecular function: metalloaminopeptidase activity; peptide binding; zinc ion binding. The transcript has 13 exons.